CUCUCUUCUCCUUCGGAAUCUCUCUUCUCAUGCCUCUUAUUUCACUUCUCUCAGGCCCGCAAACAAAACAUUGCCUCGUGCCCUAUUCCUAUCUUCUUUCUGGGCAGGCCCCUUUCAACCACCUUCUUUUCUUAUUAGCUUAUUUUUUAUAUAUGCGUGGCUAUUGCAGCAGGAACAACGGCCAUUCUUUAUAGUAACCGCCGGCCGGAUUAAUAGCCUCCUCGUUCUAUUUCGUCUCUGCCGAUCGCUCUUCCAUCACUCUGAUACAUCGGCCACACAACGAUGAUGAUGUGGGUUUCCACCCUAUCAUCCCUACUUCUUCUGAGCCCGGUCUACGCAGAUAUUCUUGGGGAUGCAGCACAAUACAUUCGAAGGGAUGGCUCGGUGGAGGCAAAGAUGAGGCGGUAUGUGGAUUCGAUCGUGGAACCUAUGGAGAGGAGACAAUCGGCGACAUCGACGACAACCGGUUUGAACACUACAUCCAAUUUGAACAUGACACAAUGGGAUGCCCAGACGAUGGCUGCUUGCACAUCGGCAUUAGAGACGUUGAAUGGCGUUGCAGAUAAUCCUUCUGGGAUGGCUGCCUGCUACAAUCUACCGUAUUGGGAUAACAGCACUGGAGUUUUCCAAGCCGAUCUUCGAUUAUUCAUGAUCUCCCCGCCAUCUGGAACCUUUGCCAAUAUCUCGACUCAAAAUGUUAAGGUUGGGUUGUCGUAUGACGGAGCAACAGUAUCUGCUGUAAAUACUUCUUCGUUGACACGUCGAAGGGAUGAAAUCUCUCUGAUCUCAUGGCCACGCAACGAGAUGGAUAGGAGAGAAUCACCAGCCCCAGUGAUGGCUCAAUCUUAUUCGUUUGUUGGACAAAUAAGCCAGAGCUUUCUGGGCUCAAACAUUUCGACUAUAAAGAAAGUCCUCGUACCAGUUGUCACAUUGAGCGCGGUCGAUCCCCAGGGACAACCAGUCAACACCUCACUGCCAUCCACCGACGCAACAUUCGUCAACGGCGUAUUUUCCAAACAAGUAGCGAUAACAAAAGCUAGCGUUGUACCUCCGAUGCAAACCCUCGUUGUAGCUUCCGAUGCCCCAUUCGUUGUGCCCGGCCUCCACAUCCUAAUCUUCCCCAUCGGUGGAAUCAUCACUGGUAUUUGGGCCGUUCUCUUCAUUAGCACCGUCGCAUACGGCACAAUUGGACGCCUGCAAUUCAAGGAUCAUUAUCGACGGCGAGCAGCACGAGCAGCGAAGGCGGGUUUGGCUAGAAUUUAGGGAGGGAUGGGGUUAUUU
Messenger RNA from Amorphotheca resinae ATCC 22711, 1281 nucleotides. RefSeq lists its product as hypothetical. The record is from RefSeq and is a predicted model, not a curated record. Lineage: Eukaryota; Fungi; Ascomycota; Leotiomycetes; Helotiales; Amorphothecaceae. The transcript is spliced from 2 exons. The coding region runs from base 283 to 1263 and encodes 326 amino acids.